This is a messenger RNA of Daktulosphaira vitifoliae (grape phylloxera), 1154 nucleotides long. RefSeq lists its product as uncharacterized. The transcript has 2 exons. The coding region runs from base 323 to 829 and encodes 168 amino acids. Lineage: Eukaryota; Metazoa; Arthropoda; Insecta; Hemiptera; Phylloxeridae. The record is from RefSeq and is a predicted model, not a curated record.
UGAUGUAACAACAUACUAUUGAAGUCACUGGGUCAAGCACCAAAGAACUUGCGUGGGUUAAACUAGUAUUUAUAUGAUUGUAAUCGACGGAAAGACUUACAUAACGGACUUGUAUCAAAGACACAAAACACGUGAAACGUAUUGUAAUUUUUAUUCUUAAACAACCUAAGUUGUCAAGCAAAGAAGAUCACGCGUGUGUUAGAAAGCAAAAGUGCUUCGAACAGCCGAACAAGAGGAUGUUUUGGAUUUAAAUGGAUUAAAUCAUGUUAAAUUUGUGAAAAGUUUUUUUUAAAAAAGUAAUUAAUUGUAGCAAAUUAAAACAAUGAAGAAUUUAUUUUUACUUUCUUUACUUGCUGUUGUAUUAUGCAUUACUUUAAGUGAAGCUGUUGAGUUCCAACAGUACGAAGAUGAUUCACCUGAGGGUCGUAUACAUAAAAAAAACAAAAUUAAGAAGUUGAAGAAAAGAUUGUUAUUAAAUUGUUUGCUUCAGUCUGGUCGUAGACGCAGAAGAGACACGGCGCCCACUGGCCGAUUCUUGUUACCUAUAGUAUUGCAGAGCACUAACGUAAACGUCAACGAUGGCGGAUAUACCGGCUCAGACAGUGGUCAUGACUAUCAAGGAGGAGGAGGAAGCAGCGUCGAUCAUGAUUGUAUGCACCUAAUUAAUAAUCACGGCCCGUUGUUAUCAGGUGCUGUAAGCAGUGCAGGUAGUAUAGCUGGAAUUGGAGAUAGUGGAAGCCGUCAUAGCUAUGGAAUGCACACGAAUUGGGAUAGAUAUGCCAGACAAUUCCAUAGAAAUUUUGUGAGGCCACUAUAUCGAUUAUUUUAAUAUUUAACCAAUGGACUUUCUUUGAGUCAAUAUCAUUGAAUUGCUACCUACUGUAGUAGCCAAUUAACAUGUACAUACAGUAGCUAAUUAUUUGUUUGUUUUUGUAAUUGAAAUUAAUUUUUUAAGGGUAAUUUAUUGUCAUACAUUUAUAUUUAAGUAGAUUUUCAAGUAGGAUAGUGCCAUAAAUAAUAAUUAAACAGUUAUUUUUUAUGAAAUAAUUACUAGUAUUGAAACGACAUUAAAAAACGUGAACUUAAUUUUAUAAAAUAUUAUGUAAUAUAUAUAUAAGAAAUUAAUAUACAUCAUUUAUUAAAAAUAUAUUCGU